This is a messenger RNA of Talaromyces atroroseus, 1686 nucleotides long. RefSeq names its product KsdD-like steroid dehydrogenase. The record is from RefSeq and is a predicted model, not a curated record. Lineage: Eukaryota; Fungi; Ascomycota; Eurotiomycetes; Eurotiales; Trichocomaceae. The transcript has a single exon. Gene Ontology annotation, molecular function: oxidoreductase activity, acting on the CH-CH group of donors. The coding region runs from base 1 to 1686 and encodes 561 amino acids.
AUGGCGACAGGCAAAUCUUCAGUCAUUAUCAUUGGGGGAGGACUGGCUGGCCUAGUUGCGGCAACCGAACUGUCAAAACGCAAGGUUCGUACCAUAAUCGUCGAUCAGGAAAAUGAAGCCAACCUAGGAGGACAAGCAUAUUGGUCGCUUGGUGGGCUCUUCUGCGUGAAUUCGGCCGCCCAGCGGCGCUUGGGUAUCGAGGAUAGUAGAGAAUUGGCGAUGCAAGACUGGCUGAACACAGCUGGCUUUGACCGUGAUACCGACUUUUGGCCUAGGAAAUGGGCACAGGCAUUUGUCGACUUUGCCACGGAUGAAUUGGAAACUUAUCUGAGAGACGUUGGGAUUUCAUUCUCGAGCGUUGGCUGGGCAGAACGUGGCAGUGGAAGCGCAAAUGGCCAUGGGAAUUCCGUCCCAAGGUUUCAUAUCACCUGGGGUACUGGUCCGGCAGUUGUCAAAGCCUUUGAAAAACCAGUACGCGAGGCAGCUAAGAAUGACAUUGUGCAAUUUAGGUUCCGGCACAAGGUGGACCAAAUUAUCGUUGAUGAGAAUACUGGUGCUGCUGUUGGCGUUCGAGGCCAAGUGUUAGAGCCAUCAGACACAGCACGGGGGAUUGAGAGCAGUCGGACAGCUAUCGACAGCUUCGAGAUUCGUGGCGGUAAUAUCAUCAUCACCUCCGGUGGCAUUGGGGCCAACCUUGACAUGGUGAGAAAGAAUUGGCCCGUGGAUCGCUUAGGACCUCGAGUACCUCAAUCAUUCGUCAUCGGUGUGCCAGCUUAUGUCGAUGGUCGAAUGAUCCAAGUCGCAGAAGAAGCAGGGGCAAACGUGAUCAACAGGGACCGGAUGUGGCACUACACAGAGGGGUUGCACAAUUGGAAUUCUAUUUGGCCGCAGCAUGGAAUUCGAGUGAUACCUGGUCCCUCUUCGUUAUGGCCAGAUGCUACUGGGAAUAGGCUUCCGCCAUUUCUUUUUCCUGGUUGUGACACACUGGCGACGUUGAAAUAUACAUGUUCCACGGGUUAUGAUUAUACAUGGUUCAUACUCAACAAGACCAUCGUCGCCAAAGAAUUUGCCCUCUCAGGAUCAGAACAGAACCCAGAUUUGACCAGCAAAAGCAUUUUAAGAACACUUCAGCAACGAGUGUUUGGAUUUGGACCUACAGCACCUGUCCAGGCAUUCUUAGAUAACGGCCAAGACUUUAUAGUUGAAAAGUCUCUAUCCGACCUUGUAGAUGGAAUGAACAGGCUUGCCGAAGAAAAGGGCGGCCCGUUAUUGGAUAUUGAACAGGUAAAACGCGAAAUUGAGUCUCGGGAUAUCCAGAUUGACAACAAGUAUACCACAGACGCACAGCUGAUGCUCAUUGAAAAUGCACACAAGAUUUGGCCUGAAAGACUAUCGAGAGUUGCCGCACUUCACAAGAUCUUGGAUCCUCGACAUGGACCCCUGAUAGCGGUGAGAAUGAACAUCCUGACGCGGAAAACACUCGGAGGACUCGAGACAAACAUCGACGCGAACGUCCUUCGUCAAGAUGGGUCAGUCUUCCCGAACCUGUAUGCUGCUGGUGAGAUUUCUGGAUUCGGCGGAGGAGGAGCUCAUGGAUACAGCUCUCUUGAAGGGACUUUCCUGGGUGGAUGUAUCUUUUCAGGGCGGACUGCCGGCGUUAAGAUUGCAGUGACGAUGGGAGUGUAG